Messenger RNA from Mugil cephalus (flathead mullet), 11054 nucleotides. It is a transcript of the gene sptbn2, whose product is annotated as spectrin beta chain, non-erythrocytic 1. Gene Ontology annotation, molecular function: phospholipid binding; actin filament binding; structural constituent of cytoskeleton. Lineage: Eukaryota; Metazoa; Chordata; Actinopteri; Mugiliformes; Mugilidae. The record is from RefSeq and is a predicted model, not a curated record. The transcript is spliced from 40 exons. Gene Ontology annotation, cellular component: cortical actin cytoskeleton; plasma membrane; cell projection. Gene Ontology annotation, biological process: actin cytoskeleton organization. The coding region runs from base 544 to 7683 and encodes 2379 amino acids.
UUCUUCUCCCUGUUGAACGGGAGCACGGGGAGCAGGAGUCAGUAGUGAGGUACGGACGGCUCUGUUUUUUUUUUGUCGGAUGCUCGGCCGCUGGGGGCGAAGAAGCAGCUGCGGAUAUCUGCCUCGUACCUGCCUCAAAACGGGCUGUGUUCCCUUCUAGUCGCCUGUGUCUGUGUUUUCCCCCCUCAUUUUUCUUCCCCGAAAACCGUUGUGUGAACGCUAGAUAACGAGGGUCUGGUUCGGUUUCGUAACGCGCUGCACUCGGUAGCAGCGCGGAGGGGGAAGAGAGAGAGAGAUAUAUAUAGAGAGAGAUUUUUUCUUUUACCGAGGAUGCGGAUUUAACGGAAAAGACGUUAUCGGUGUCACCUGGGAUUUUUUGAACCGUUAGAAUUCAAAUUAGCGUUGCCGCACGCGUCGCUAGCAAAAGAAGAUAUUUUUUCCCCAUGUCUGCUGAAAUCCAACGGUUGAAAUAAUAUCGACAGCCUCUCUUACCAGAAGACAGAAAUAAAGGGGUUGAAUGUGUUUUCCUCCAGCCUGGACACCAUGAGCACAAUCUCACCAACAGACUUUGACAGCCUGGAGAUCCAGCAGCAGUAUAAUGACAUCAACAACCGCUGGGACCUGGCAGCAGAGACUGACUGGGAUAAUGAGAACAGUUCAGCACGUCUCUUUGAACGUUCUCGCAUUAAGGCUCUCGCAGAUGAGCGUGAAGCAGUACAAAAGAAGACCUUCACCAAAUGGGUAAACUCUCACUUAGGCCGAGUGACCUGUCGCAUUGGUGACUUGUACACAGACCUGCGGGAUGGGCGCAUGCUUAUCCGCCUCCUGGAAGUGCUCUCAGGAGAACAGCUGCCAAAACCUACUAAGGGCCGUAUGCGUAUCCACUGCCUGGAAAAUGUUGAUAAAGCUCUGCAGUUCCUCAAAGAACAAAAAGUCCAUCUAGAGAACAUGGGCUCGCAUGACAUUGUAGAUGGAAAUCACCGCCUCACCCUGGGUCUCAUCUGGACCAUCAUCCUUCGCUUCCAGAUUCAAGACAUCAGUGUGGAGACAGAAGACAACAAGGAGAAAAAAUCAGCUAAAGAUGCCCUGCUGCUCUGGUGCCAAAUGAAAACUGCUGGGUAUCCUAAUGUCAACAUUCACAACUUCACCACCAGCUGGAGAGAUGGUCUGGCGUUCAAUGCCAUUGUGCACAAACACAGACCAGACCUGAUUGAGUUUGACAACCUGAAGAGGUCCAAUGCGCACUACAAUCUCCAGAAUGCUUUCAAUGUGUCUGAGAAGGAACUGGGGCUUACCAAGCUGCUGGACCCAGAAGAUGUUAAUGUUGAUCAGCCUGAUGAAAAGUCCAUCAUUACCUAUGUGGCGACCUACUACCAUUACUUCUCCAAGAUGAAAGCUCUGGCUGUAGAGGGCAAGAGAAUUGGGAAGGUGCUUGACUAUGCUAUUGAGGCUGACCAGCUGAUAGAGAAGUAUGAGACCCUGGCCUCAGAGCUGCUACAGUGGAUUGAGCAGACCAUAGUGACGCUCAAUGACCGGCAGCUAGCUAACUCACUCACUGCUGUGCAGAAUCAGCUCCAGGCUUUCAACUCCUACAGGACUGUGGAGAAACCCCCCAAAUUUACAGAGAAAGGAAACCUGGAGGUUCUCCUCUUUACUAUCCAAAGCAAGAUGAGAGCGAACAAUCAGAAAGUCUACAUGCCAAAAGAGGGCAAACUUAUAUCUGACAUUAAUAAGGCAUGGGAAAGACUUGAAAAGGCUGAACAUGAACGUGAGCUGGCACUGAGAAAUGAGCUGAUUCGCCAGGAGAAACUGGAGAUGCUCGCUGCACGAUUUGACCGGAAAGCAGCUAUGCGGGAGACAUGGCUCAGUGAGAACCAGAGGCUGGUGUCUCAGGAUAACUUUGGAACUGACUUGGGAGCAGUGGAAGCUGCCACCCGUAAACAUGAAGCAAUUGAGACCGAUAUUGGGGCAUAUUGGGAGCGUGUGGCUGCUGUGGAGGCUGUCGCCAAAGAACUGGAAGCAGAGGGAUACCACGAUGUUCGACGUAUAACCGCACGAAGAGACAAUGUUCUUCGACUCUGGGAAUAUCUAAAAGAGCUCCUGGCUGCACGUAGAGAGCGUCUGAAUGCCCAUCGUGACCUACAAAGACUAUUUCAGGAGAUGCGCUACAUCAUGGACUGGAUGGCAGAUGAGAAGGGUCGUCUACAGUCUCAGGAUUGUGGUAAACAUUUGCAUGAUGUAUUAGACUUAAUGCAAAAACACACUCUGGUAGAAGCUGACAUUUCAGCUCAGGCAGACCGGAUCAAGGCAGUGCAGGGAGCUGCAAAACGCUUCACUUCCUAUGAACAGGCCUAUAAACCUUGUGAGCCUGGACUAGUAAGUGAGAAGGUUGACCUACUGGGUCAAGCCUAUGAGGAGCUAGGUCAGCUUGCUGGGACACGCAGAGAGCGCCUAGAGGACUCUCGUCGUCUGUGGCAGUUCCUGUGGGAGAUUGGAGAGGAGGCAGCCUGGAUCAGAGAGCAGGAGCAGAUCCUAGCUAGUGGAGAUUGUGGCCGUGACCUCACUUCAGCUCUUCAUCUACUAAGUAAACAUGAAGCUUUCAGGGAUGAGAUGGCUGCUCGUUACGGUCCUCUCAGUAACAGCAUUGCUGCUGGAGAAGCUUUGGUUCAAGAGGGACACUUUGGAGCCCCAGAGGUCACUGAGAGAAUUCAAGACAUUCGUGCACAGUGGACUCACUUGGAAGAGACAACUAAGUUCAGAGAGCAGAGCCUUAAGGAAGCAGUGGCCCUGCACCAGUUUCAGACAGAUGCCAAUGAUAUGGAGGCAUGGAUUAUGGAGACACUUAGACAGGUGUCCAGUCAGGAGGUGGGCCAUGAUGAAUUCUCCACCCAAACUCUAGCUCGCAAACAGAGGGAGAUAGAGGAGGAAAUCCAGAGCCACCGACCCCUCAUCGACUCCCUGCAUGAGCAGGCCCAAGCACUGCCACAAGCCUAUACAUCUUCCCCUCAAGUGGAGGGUCGCCUACCUGCUAUUGAGCAGCGCUAUGAAGAACUCGAGUCUUUGUCAGCAGCUAGGCGUCAAGCCCUGGAAGGUGCCCUGGCCCUCUACCGCAUGUUCAGUGAAGCUGGUGCCUGCCAGCUCUGGGUGGAGGAAAAGGAGCAGUGGUUAGAUGGCAUGGAGAUCCCUACCAAGCUGGAAGAUUUAGAAGUUGUACAGCAGAGGUUUGAGACUCUGGAACCUGAGAUGAACAACCUAGGCACUCGUGUAACUGAUGUGAACCAAGUGGCUGAGCAGCUUCUAAGCUCAGACAACUGUAACAAAGACCAAAUCAACCAGACAAGAGACCAACUGAACAACAGGUGGAAGGAGUUUGAACAACUGUCUGGUCAAAAGAAACAAGCUCUAGAGUCAGCCCUUAACAUCCAGAACUACCACCUGGAGUGUAAUGAGAUCCAGACUUGGAUGAAAGAAAAGACCAAAGUUAUUGAAUCUACUCAGAGCCUGGGCAAUGACCUGGCUGGAGUGAUGGCUCUGCAACGCAAACUCACUGGAAUGGAGAGGGACCUGGAGGCUAUUCAGGGAAAAUUGGAUGACCUGAGAAAUGAGGCAGAAAAGCUGGCUAAAGAACACCCAGAUCAGGCUGGAGAGAUCCAAGGACGUUUGGCUGAGAUUCAAGAAGUGUGGGAGGAGUUGAAUGAUACGAUGAAGAGACGAGAAGAGUCACUGGGUGAAGCCAGUAAGCUACAGGGUUUCCUUAGGGAUCUGGAUGACUUCCAGUCCUGGCUGUCCCGCACCCAGACAGCAGUGGCCUCAGAGGACAUUCCCACUUCUCUGCCUGAAGCUGAGAGUUUGCUAGCCCAGCACGAGAGUAUCAAAAAUGAGGUGGAUAACUAUAAGGAUGACUAUGAGAAGAUGCGGGCAGUUGGUGAGGAGGUGACCCAAGGUCAGACAGAUGCCCAGCACAUGUUCUUGGCCCAGAGGCUCCAGGCACUGGACACUGGUUGGCAUGAGUUGCGUCGCAUGUGGGAGAACCGCCACAGUCUUUUGGCCCAGGCCUUUGACUUCCAGAAUUUCCUGAGAGAUGCAAAGCAAGCAGAGGCUUUCCUCAACAGCCAGGAGUACGUGCUGUCCCACACAGAGAUGCCCAACAGUCUUCAGGCAGCAGAGGAGGCCAUUAAGAAGCAUGAGGAUUUCCUCACCACCACAGAGGCCAGUGAGGAGAAGAUAAAUGGAGUGGUGGAGGCUGGACGGCGCCUCAUUAAUGACUCGAAUGCAAACGCUGAUAAGAUCCAGGAAAAAGUUGAUUCAAUCCAGGAAAGGCAUCGUAAGAAUAAGGAAGCAGCGAACGAACUGCUGACCAAGCUUAAGGAUAACCGUGAACUUCAGCACUUCCUCCAAGAUGGACAGGAGCUCACAUUGUGGAUCAAUGAGAAGAUGUUGACAGCUCAGGACAUGUCUUACGAUGAGGCCAGAAAUCUUCACAGCAAGUGGCAGAAACACCAGGCCUUCAUGGCAGAGCUGGCCUCCAACAAAGACUGGCUUGACAAAAUUGAUAAGGAGGGUCAAGUGCUUGUGGCAGAGAAGCCUGAGCUAAAACCUGUUGUUGAGCAGACCUUAGAGGACCUUCAGCGUCAGUGGGAGGAGCUGGAGAACACAACCCGCACCAAGGCCCAGUGUUUGUUUGAUGCUAACAGGGCAGAACUCUUUACUCAGAGCUGCUCCGCUCUGGACGUCUGGCUGAAAAACCUUGAGGGUCAGCUGCAUAGUGAUGACUAUGGAAAAGAUUUAACCAGUGUAAACAUCCUCCUCAAGAAGCACCAGAUGCUGGAGCAUCAGAUGGAGGUCAGAGAAAAGGAGGUGCAGUCUCUGCAGUCUCAGGCUCUAGCGCUGUCACAGGAGGAUGCUGGAUUGGCUGAGGUAGAUGGCCAACAAAGGCGUGUCAUUGACAGCUUCUCCGGCCUUCAAGAUCCUCUCAAACUGAGGAGACAGCGACUACUCGCAUCCAAGGAAGCACAUCAGUUCAAUAGAGACCUGGAGGAUGAAAUUCUAUGGGUGAAAGAGAGGAUGCCCUUGGCUACCUCCACAGAUCAUGGAAAAGACCUGCCCACUGUACAGCUGCUUAUCAAAAAGAACCAGACAUUGCAGAAGGAGAUCCAGGGUCAUCAGCCUCGCAUUGAUGACAUUCAUCGACGAGGCCAGACUCAGAGUCAGGUAGAUGGUGAGAGACAGUCCGUUCUAGAGGAGCGCCUCGUUGAACUGAGAGACCUGUGGGACCAGCUGAUUGCCGAGACAGACAAGCGCCACGCCCGUCUAAUAGACGCAAAUCGUGCCCAGCAGUUCUAUGCUGAUGCGGCAGAGGCAGAGGCCUGGAUGGGAGAGCAAGAGCUGCACAUGAUGUCAGAAGAAAAAGCCAGGGAUGAGCAAAGUGCUCUAGUGAUGGUAAAGAAGCACCAGACCCUGGAACAGGCACUUGAAGACUACGCUCAGACCAUUCAUCAGCUGGCCAACAGUAGUCGCCUCAUGGUGACCAGUGAACACCCAGAGAGUGAAAGAAUCACCUUAAGACAAGCCCAAGUUGACAAGCUGUACGCAGGCCUUAAAGACCUUGCUGAAGAGCGUCGUGGGCGGCUGCAUGAGAGACUCCGUCUGACCCAACUGAAGCGGGAGAUGGAUGACCUGGAACAGUGGAUUUCUGAAAGGGAGGUGGUUGCUGGCUCCCAUGAACUAGGACAGGACUAUGAACAUGUCACAAUGCUGAGGGACAAGUUCCGGGAGUUUGCUCGUGACACCAGCACUAUUGGCCAAGAGCGUGUAGAUGGUGUCAAUGGGUUAGCAGAUGACCUGAUUGAGUCUGGUCACCCAGAGAAUGCCAGUGUAGCAGAGUGGAAGGACGGUUUAAACGAUGCUUGGGCUGACCUGUUGGAGCUGAUUGACACACGCACACAAAUGUUGGCAGCCUCCUAUGAGCUGCACCGCUUCCACCAAGAUGCCAUGGAGGUGCUUGGACGUGUAAAGGAGAAGAGGGAGGCACUGCCAUCUGACCUCGGCCGUGAUCUGAACACUGUCCAGCAUCUACACAGACAACACAAUACUUUCGAACAUGACAUCCAGGCCCUCAGUGGACAAGUGAACCAGGUACAGGAUGAUGCAGCACGGCUGCAGAAAGCUUAUGCUGGGGAGAAAGCUGAUGACAUUCACAGGAGUGAACAUGCUGUGACGUCUGCGUGGGAGGGUCUCCUUGAAGCUGGACAGGCCCGAAGGCUCCUCCUGCUGGACACUGUGGAGAAAUUCCGCUUCUUCAAUAUGGUGCGAGACCUCAUGCUCUGGAUGGACGGUGUCAACCUGCAGAUUGAUGCACAUGACAGCCCCAGGGAUGUAUCUUCUGCAGGGUUGGUCAUUGCCAAUCAUCAAGACAUCAAAUCAGAGAUUGAGACCCGGGCAGACAGCUUUACUGCCUGUAUUGAGAUGGGGAAUACUCUUAUCAACAAUAAUCACUAUGCAUCUGAUGAGAUUCGAGAGAAACUUGUACAACUCCAGGAAAAGAGGGACCAAAUCAACAAAAAGUGGCAAGAUAAGAUGGACCAUUUACAAAUUGUACUGGAGGUGUUGCAGUUUGGACGUGAUGCCUAUGUGGCAGAGUCGUGGUUGGCAGGACAAGAACCUUUGGUGCGAGCUGCAGAGCUGGGCUCAAAUGUGGAUGAGGUAGAGAGCCUAAUUAAGCGUCAUGAGGCCUUCGAGAAACUUGCUGCAGCUUGGGAAGAUCGCUUUGUUCUACUAGAGAAACUCACUACACUUGAGGAGCAGGAGAUGCAGAGGAGGCGAGAGGAAGAGGAGAGAGCACGGCGACCGCCUACACCAACACCAGAAGAAGAAGUGGCACAAUCUGAAGCAGAAAGUCAACCACAUGAUUCUGCUGCAAGAACCAGUCUGGACCAGACCACCCUUAAUCAGCCAGUGUCUGUUAAUGGAGUGCACAGUGACAAUGACACAUCGCAGCAGUCCUUAUCGCAAUCGUUGUCAGUGGGAAAGAAAUCAGAGCCUAAACGUGUGUGUAAGCCAAAGCAGCUGGAGCGUGGCUCGGAGUCCGAGUCAGUAAAUGGUCCAGGCAGAGACAGCGGGCUGGCAUCAUCUCGCCUUGAGCCGUCUGCCACGUUACCCAGCAGGGGUGGAGCCGAAUCUGAGCCAGAGACCAUGGAGGGGAUGCUCUGUCGAAAACAGGAGAUGGAAUCUCACAGCAAAAAGGCAGCUAGCAGGUCAUGGCAGAAUGUCUACUGUGUGGUAAGGAAAGGAAGUCUUGGUUUCUAUAAAGACAGCAAGAGUGCGAGCAACGGUAUUCCAUACCACGGAGAGGUUCCCAUCAGCUUGGGAGAGGCUGUGUGUGAAGUAGCACAUGACUAUAAGAAGAGAAAAUUUGUAUUCAAGCUCAGGCUAGGGGAUGGAAAGGAGUAUCUGUUCCAAGCAAAGGAUGAGGCGGAAAUGAGCUCCUGGAUUCGCUCCAUCAUCAGCUCCAUUCCAUCAGGGUCGUCAGACUCACCUGGAGGUCCGCGGCCUCUUAGUCGUGCCAUGACAAUGCCUCCCAUCUCCCCCAGCUCAGGUGAAGGUGGAGGCGUUACCAUGCGCAACAAAGAGGGGAAAGAGAAGGAUCGUGAAAAGAGGUUCAGCUUCUUUGGCAAGAAGAAAUAGAACACCUGUAAAAUCAUCAAUGGAAACAACAUUUGUUAGAAUUGAGACUGAGGCAGAUGGAGAGAAAAGUACAAACAGGUCAUACAAACACACUGCUCUCAGUGCAGGCCCCAAGGAGUUUGUUGUCAGCUACGUUGUGUGGCUUACAGAACACUUUUUUCUUUUUCUGAUUCUUUCCCUCGCCGGUUUUAACUGUUAUUUACUUUUACGUUCAUCCAAUCUAUGAAAACCGAAGAAUGAAAGCCCUCAUCCAGUUCUAGACAGCAGAGCUCAUUAAAGCGUCCAUGUCAGUGGUUGUCAUUAACAGGGAUCUAGGCUCAGUCCAGUUCCAGUACAACAAACUGGCUCUUCUUCAGCAGGAAUAUGUUCUCUUCAGAGAGUCUAGGCUGGCUGAGCCGUACUGCUGCUGUAUCUCAAAUAAAGCAAUGGAUGGUGGCUUUCCACUCUGCUGCACACUGGUUUUAUUUCCCUACUUUCAGACCUUCUCUUCGGGGAAGAAUCAUAUCAGUCCUUUUUCUGUUCUUGGUAUUGAUGUUAUUAACCUGAUCAAUAUUAUUGAUAUUAUUAUUACUAUUUAUCUUUUGCAAUUGCUGGUUUGAGAAAACUAAUUAAUUUGACAGUAGAUAAUCUUGACUUAUGUUGUGGAGAGAAAUUUGGUUAAAGUAGUGGAGAAUGUAGGGCUUGCCCUUGUAUGUAUUUUUUUUUCUAGGAAUGACAGUUUAUGAGGUGUUUUGACAAAAUAAAGCUCAUCAAAUUUUAGCAGUGUGCAGUAAAUGAUCACACGUUUCAUUGGGAAAAUAAUAUAUAUAUUUAAUAAGUGGUUUUAUUUUUUAUUUUAUCUCUAAUUUUGCCUGUAUUUGAUUCUUUCCUUUGAGUGAUCUUUUCUGCUUGAUUUUCAUCAUCUUUCUUUCUUUCUUUCUGUACAAAGCAGAGAAGAUUAGUUUUCUAGUGUGUGUGUGUGUGUGUGCGUGUGUGUGUGUGCGUGCGUGCGUGCGCGUGUGUGCGCGUGAGUUGUGGUGCUGUGGAUUUUGCAUGUUUAUGUUAUUCCUGAUUAAACGUGGCCGGAUGGAUGCUGCUUUACGGGAACUCGUAUGCAGAUGAAAACCAGACACAAACACAAAGUAAUUAUACCGGAAUGAUUUAAUAACAUUUGCUUCUCUUUUCUUUUGGUUUUAAAUUUUGAUAAAACUGACAUAAUAAUUACGUUCCUCAAGACCAUUACUAUUUCUGUUUUAGUUGCCUAAUUUCUGUUCUCUCUCUAUCUUUCUACUGGUGUGAAGGCAUGGGGGAAGUUUAUAGAUAAAAAGCUGAAGCACAUUUUUUGUGGCAGACCACGGGGACACGAGCAAGACAGAUGGACAGCUGACAGAUGUCAUUACAGAUAAAGUGAAGGCUGUGGAAGUGAGAGAAGGUAGAUGGUGAAGAGUGAGCUUUCAGGUAGACUUGAGCCUUAAUUGAACCCACUAAAGAUAACCCUUUUUCCAAACCCACCCUCCAUCUAAACGAUCUUCAAGGAAGUUUUCACAGUACAAAGAUGAGAUUGUUAGAAAUGUGCCCUGUGGCAAUGACCUAAUGUAUGUCAGUGGAUUAUAUAUAUAUAUGCAGGUAUAAGUAACAAUAACCCUGGACUCUGCUCACCAGUGACGACGGAGAGGGAGGGUCCUAAAUUAGAUGAGCUCUUGCAUAUGUGGCAUGACUUCAUGUAGGAUUAUACUAGUAAGUGUUUAAUCUUUGCCAUCUAUUCUCUUCUGUGUCGGUGUAACAUGAGAUCACUCCAUAUUUCAAAUUGGAGAGAAACUUCUUUUGUGUAAUUGGGAUACAAUAAAUCAAAACAAUAAGAUUGCUAUUUAGUAUUGUUAAUGAAAAAUGUUGUUUGUACGUUCCUUCUAAAGUCUGAAAUAGCAUUUACAGGAUAUUAUGAAUGUAGCUCAUUUUUACAUGAAUAUCUUGUGACUACUGAAUUGAUUAUUCAAGACGGUCACUAAACACCAAGUGUUUCUUUGCUGUUAAUACGGUAAAAAUGCAAGACUGAAAAAAUGGUUCUGAAAUCAAGGGUUUUUGAGAGAAAGUAUUUGUAAUAGAUUACAUACGGAAGGUAUCUCUUUAAAGCUGGUCAUUGCCUGACUAAGUAAACCUUGCCUUGGAGGAGUGAUUGGUUCAAAGGAAUGUCACCAAACUGAUAGCACAACUACUGACUGGAACUUUAAACAUGUCGGCCUUGUUUUCCACUUCAAACAAAUAUAUUGCUGCUCAAAACAGAGAGGAGAAAUAUCUGAAGAUACACCUGGUCCAAACACUUUGCUUUGUCCGUGGGACUGAGCUCCCAGUUUGCUUGGCCUAAACUACAAUCUGGGAAUUGGGUUAAUAGGGUGAUUUGCAUACAUAAGUGAGCCAACACAGUUUGUGUACAUUGCGCAGAUGUUUGAAUGGAGGAGUCAUUCUUUCCCAGUGGAUGAGCUGUUUUAGUGACUUCUGCUCUGGACAUCCAUCACAGCAAGAUGUUAGGGAGCUCAAAGGUCAAAUAUUUUCUUAUCAGCUCAAUUGAAUGUGAAUAAUUCAAAUAGUUUGGCCAAAUUGGUCACGUGAAGCAAAAAUACUACUCAUACUUGACAUAAGCGCUCUCUCCUUCUCUUUCCCACACAUUAACACUGUACUGUAUAUUUAAUGCAGAAUGACCCUGGCAAUCCAGUCUCGUGGAAAUGUCCUCAGCUGGCUGUGAUUCGAUGUUGCAUAUGGCAUCCUUUUAAAAUAACAUUGUGCUACCAGUGAACUUUUGACCAGAACAUGGAAAGUAUGUGUUAUUGAUGUCAAAGGGAUAUGUUUUUUUCUUUCUUUUUUUUUUCUUUUUUUUUUUCUUCUUUUAGUACUUGGAACAAUGGAGUACUUAAUGAAGAAAAAAGACUUUUACUUGUUAAGAAUUAGAUGAGCGGAAACAGACUGGUGACAAUUUGAGCUUCCUUUUGUAGAAGAAGGCAGGAUAUUUGCUGGCUAGUGGGAGCUUGUGUUUUUUCAUUCAGUGGUCUGUCUUGCAGCAUUUGAUAAGCCUGUCCACCUACCUUAAUUUCUCAUUACUUUUGACAAAUGUCUGUUCCUUCCUCUGUAAGUCAGAGUUGUUAAUACCACUACUAUUAUUAAUUGCUAUUAUUAUCAUUAUUGCUACUGUUGUUACUAUUACUACUACUGUUACUAAUGCAAGGUAUUGCAAAAGUUAUAACUGCUGUCCAUUUUCAGGUACGUGUCUGUAAUACCAGACCCUUCCACACGAUGUCAGUGUGCUGUGGAGCAUUUUCAUUACGAAUCGAAAAUAAUGUUUGUUGACUCGUGUAUCUACAUCUAAUAUUAGGAAUAAUAAAACAUGGUUUAAUCAAGAA